This is a messenger RNA of Danio aesculapii, 1831 nucleotides long. RefSeq names its product growth hormone receptor-like. The coding region runs from base 274 to 1743 and encodes 489 amino acids. Gene Ontology annotation, molecular function: protein binding. The transcript is spliced from 9 exons. The record is from RefSeq and is a predicted model, not a curated record. Lineage: Eukaryota; Metazoa; Chordata; Actinopteri; Cypriniformes; Danionidae.
GAAGGACCGAUCCUGUGUCGUGUUUUCUGUCAGUGUUCUACCGAGCUGUCCUCCGCCGGUCCCGCGCGUCUCCGCGUCACCGAGCGCGCGCAGAAUGACGCGCGUCUUCAUCAGGUGGAGCAAAGCGGAUCAGCAGCGCCACACACACACACACACGCACACGCACACGCACAACGAGCGACCGCACCGAGAAGCGGGACCGACACCGAGCGCUGCUCUUAUGGUUUCUAGGAAAACCGGGAAACAAUUCCAGGACCUGCGAGAAGACGCGUGAUGCUGUGUUUGCUGCUCGUGGCUCUGCACUGGACGACAGUGAGCGCAGCGCUGCAACCGUCCACACGCGCAGCCAUCGCCGCCGCCGUCACACGACAUGAAGAUGGCAGGAGGCCGUACAUCUACCGAUGCCGCUCGCCCAACAUGGAGGUGUUCAGCUGCUGGUGGCACCCGGUGGAGAAGCAGAAUAACGUGAGCUACACGCUACUGUACAGCACCGGCAGUGAGCAAGCUCCACAAGAGUGUCCGGAUUACGUGAGCGCAGGCCCCAACAGCUGCUUCUUUGACGCCAAACACACUCAGGUCUGGAAGGUGUACUGCAUGAACGUGACGGCACACACUCGCGCCGGGCCCAUCAUCUCACAGAGACACUGCCUGGACGUGGCUGAUAUAGUGGAGCCCGACCCACCCUUCAACCUGACCUACACCCUGCUGAAUGACUCCACCUGCGGGUCGUCCUGCUCCGUCCUGCUGUCCUGGAUGUACCCCAUCGCUGCAGAGGUGAACCAGGGCUGGAUCACGCUGGUGUACGAGCUGCGGUACCGAAACCUGCUGCAGCCAAACACCUGGAAGGUGAAGGAGCGUCUGCGGGAGCGGCAGGUGGAGCUGUUUGAUCUGCCGGUGGGUUCAUAUGAGUGUGUGGUGCGCUGCCGAUCCACCAACAGCAAACACUGGAGCGAGUGGAGCCAACCCAUCAACUUUACUGUCAGCGGCAGACCUGUGUCUGAUCGGAUGUUGGUCUUCAUCUUCAUGGCCACUGUGGCCGUCAUGACCUUCCUCAUCAUCGCCUGCGGCAUCGUCCCUCAGGGGCAAGAGGUCAGACAUCACCUCAGGAUUAAAGCGUUUUUCCUGCCACCGAUUCCCAAACCGCGCAUUCUAGGACUUGAGCCCACACUGCUGAAGAAGGGGAAGAUGGAGGAGAUCGAUCAUCAUUUCUCCAGUUUCCACGGAUACACGCCGCCGCAGUACAGCAUGGAGACGUGGUACGCGGUGAGUGUGGACGCGUGUCCGCUGGCGCCUUCCAAUGGCAUCCAGAAUAAACCAGAGGAGGCGCUGUUCUCCCAGUACAUCACCAGUGUGGACGCUCUGCCGCCUGUCCCGUACUGCUGCACUGGCCCCACCCCCUACUGUGAGGGACCGCCUUCUGCAGACCCUGACUCCGCCCAGCCAGAGCUCAUGUCCUUCACCGGUAUGGAUUACAGUGUGAUUGUAAACUCCACCCCCAAGCAGCCUCUGUCACAUGACUUCUACACGUGUGUGAACGGCGUGACGUCCAGCGGCGCGCUCAACCUGGUGCCCUGCCGGCCUGACACGCAGCUCAGCAAGGGCUAUGUGCAGUUCAGGGAAAGCCUGGAGGAGGAAGCUGAGAAAAACAGCCAGCUGGUGGCGCUGUUGGAGAAGCAGAGGGAGGCGGGGCCUGAUGGAGAGGCCAGCAGAGCGGCCACGCCCCUGCUCCCGCCCACAGACUGAGUGCUAAUCAGGAGCUACCAUAUGCACAUGCGACAUGCAAUCUGUCUCACACACACACACACACACACACACACGUAACACAUAAAAA